Ruditapes philippinarum (Manila clam) is the source of this 10968-nucleotide messenger RNA. RefSeq lists its product as uncharacterized. The transcript is spliced from 2 exons. The coding region runs from base 693 to 6953 and encodes 2086 amino acids. The record is from RefSeq and is a predicted model, not a curated record. NCBI's taxonomy places the organism in Eukaryota, Metazoa, Mollusca, Bivalvia, Venerida, Veneridae. Gene Ontology annotation, molecular function: metal ion binding.
GCAUCUUCUCGGACAAAUAUGGUAAUCAUACCGAACAAAAGUUACAAAUAAAAGGUGAAUAACGAGUAUGUAAAUGAUUUUUCAUUCAUGAUGACAUAAGAUAUUCAACAAUUCGCAAUUAUGAGUGAACAAUGAUGGAAUGAGCAAUUAAGAGAGUUUCAGAAUUUGUCUUCGCAUGUACAAUGUGUGUCUUGAACAACGUUGAGGUGUGGACAGAAAACACAUGGAGCAAAAUGGAGAAAUAAAAAAUUAUUGUUGUUUUUUUGCUUACAAUAGUUAAUAUCUUAAGUUUUUCUAAAAGAAAAGUGAGGAUAUAUAUAUGUUUCAAACAUUUACUUGAAAAGAAGUGUUUCAAAUUCAAUUGAUUAGAUAUUGAGUUAAGCACCAUGGGAAACUUAGUGAUUGAAUUUUUUAUGUGUACUGAAAAGAAUAGGCAGAAAAAGUUCAAGGACUUGAGUAUUUAAGUUUUAUAAUUGUAAAUGUGUGUUUGGAAUAUUUAUAGAUUCAAGCUUCUAAAUGGAUGUUAAAUUACUUUUAGACAUUAAUUGUACACUUGUUUAAUUAGACGAUAUAAAGAUACGUGGAAAUUACAAAUAAUAAAUUAGUUCAACAAGUGAUUAACAGUUGGAGAUAAUUAUCUAAAUUUGCACUAAUUAAUCAGUGACAUAAAUGAUACUAAAUUAUUAACAAUAAUGGCACAUAGAUAUCCAGGACAGGGUUAUCAACCCCGUGGUAAUAUGGAUAACAGAGGUAUGCAAAACCGAGGUAGAGGUAUGCCAAACAGAGGAAGAGGUAUGCCAAACCGAGGUGUAUCAAAUAGAGAUAUCUCUAAUCAAGGAUUUAUGCAGAAUGAAAGUGUGGCAAAUAGGGGUGGCCCAUCCUGUCAGAGACUAAAUACUAAUGAAGGUUACCAACAAAAUCCAGGCAUAUCUAGCAGUGACAUGCCUAGUUCUGGGGUAAACUUUAACCAACGUUUUCAGUCCAAUCUGAAAAAUAACAGAACACAACCCAAUCCUGACAUUAAUCAAGGUGUUCAAAGAAAUUUGCCAAACAGGAAUAUGUCUAACCCUGGAAUGAAUAGGAGCCAGGGUUAUCAACAAGAUAGAAAUAUGCACAAUAGAGACAUAAAUGAUUCUGGUUUUAACAAUAACCAAGGCUAUCCAACAAGUAGAAAUAUGCCAAAUACUGAUAGGGGUAAUUUUAACUCAGAAUUUAACACAGACAGGCAGUUUCAAACAAGUCAAAGCAAUCCUAUAAGGAACACAAACCAAGGUUUUCAUGCAAAUCAAGAUAUGUCUAACAGAGGCAUGUCAAAUCCUGGACUUGAAUCAGGCCAAGGUUUUCAAAAUUAUCCUAAUAGAACAAUGCCAAACAAAAGAAUAAGCACACAUGAAGGUUUUCAAGCAAAUCAAAGUUUAUCAAAUAGAGGCAUGUCCAAUCCUGGCAUAAAUACUAACCAAGGUUUUCAUCCCUCUCAUGAUAUGUCUGACAGGGGCAUGUCCAACCAUGGAAUAAAUGAAAACAAAGGUUUCCAAACAAAUCAAAGUUUAUCAAAUAGAGGCAUGUCCAAUACUGGCAUAAAUACAAACCAAGGUUUUCAUCACUCUCAUGAUAUGUCUGACAGGGGCAUGUCCAACCAUGAAAUAAAUGAAAACCAAGGUUUCCAAACAAAUCAAAGUUUAUCAAAUAGAGGCAUGUCCAAUCCUGGAAUAAAUACAAACCAAGGUUUUCAUCCACCUCAAGAUAUGUCUGAAAGGGGCAUGUCCAACUUUGGAAUUAAUUCAAACCGAGGUUUCCAAGCAACUCAAAGUUUACCAAAUAGAGACAUGUCAAAUCUUGGCAUAAAUACAAAACAAGGUUUUCAUCCACCUCAAGAUGUGUCUGAAAGGGGCAUGUCCAGCUUUGGAAUUAAUUCAAACCAAGGUUUCCAAGAAAGUCAAAGUUUACCAAAUAGAGGCAUGUCCAAUCCUGGCAUAAAUACAAACCAAGGUUUUCAUCCACCUCAAGAUAUGUCUCACAGGGGAAUGUCCAACUAUGGAAUUAAUACAAACCAAGGUUUCCAAGAAAGUCAAAGUUUAUCAAAUAGAGGCAUGUCCUAUCCUGGAGGAAACACAAACCAUGGUUAUCAAGUAAAUCAGGAUAUGCCUAAUAGAGAUAUGUCCAAUUCAAGAAUAAAUACAAAUCAAGGUUUUCAAACAAAUCAAAAUAUCCAUAGCAAUAGAGGAGAAUCUGGCCUUACAAUGAACAAUCCUCUGGUGUUUAAUCAACAUAAUCGGCAAACACCUCAAGAUAAUUUUCAUAUGUCCGAUAAAAAACCUUCACAAGGUAUUGAUAGGUUUCCAAUGCACCAUGAUGCACAGUUAGAUGGGAAUUCUCAAAGGCAGAUGAGUUCUGUUAGCAUGCAGCAAGGUUCAUUACCCCAAAAUACCAUGACACAAGCCCCUAUUAUCCAGCAUGUGAUGAUUCCAGUGCCAGUUCCAGUUGGGACUGACAUUCCUCCCCAUUUACUUAGACCCCAAAUUAUCACCUCCUCUGGUCAAGGCAUUUCUAGUCAAAAUCAGUUUACGGGGUCUCCAAUUCCUGGGAUGCAGCAUCAGGGUCAAAUCACAAAUAUUUCAGGUCAAUUCCCUGUUCUACAAGCUCAGUUUCAAGGUCAUAAUCAAGCUCUAACUUUGCCAGAUCAAAGAAAUCUGCCGGGAAAUUCUGCCCAAGGUCAUAUUCAUGCCCCAAAUACAGAUAUACCAGCAACUAGAUCUAGUGUCAACGAUUUAAACUAUUACAUUGGUAAUGAAUCAAGAAAUAUUCAAAAAGACCGUUCGGUAGACAAUCUUCAUAGCUCAGUGGAACAUGACUCCCGCAACAACCGCCAACGAAUACUUCAUGAUGAAAUGUAUGAAAACAGAGAUGCACAUAAAGAAGAUUUUAGGCGUGUUUCUCAAGAUAAAUUUCAAAUGAGGCAAGAAGAUUCUGAAAGUGAAAGGGUAAAAAGUGACCGUUCUAGGAGCCAAAAUUCUAGUAAAAUUUCUUCAUAUGCAUCUGAUUCUUUAGAAAGGCCAGGACAUGAAGUUUCAAGAAAGUCAAGUGAUACUCAAAUGUAUGAUAAGAGACAUGUUGAUUCUUAUAGGAAGCAUGAUGAUUAUGGUGUGAAAAAUAAAGACAUUCCAAGAACUGGACAAUAUGAAAAAAUUGAGAGAGAUGAAGUAUUUGUUAGUCAUAAUAGAUUUGAAAGAGAACAUAAAACUGAAAGGCAGAUGGAACAUGCAGCAGGACAUGAUUAUGAUAGGGAUAGAAAUAAAACAUAUGAUAGCCAUGGUCCUGAUUGGUUAUCAGACACUUACAGAGAUGUCCAAAAAGUAAAAGUGCAGGAUUCUAAUGAUUUUAGAGGUAAACAAAGGAUGGAUCCUGAAAGACAUUCAGGAGCUGUCCUUUAUACUGAUGGUAAAUUAGAUAAUACAGCUGCAUGUAGUGACAUUCAAAGGAAUUCUAAAGCUAUUCUUUACACAGAUGGAAAGAGACAAGAUUUAGAAAGCAGGGGAAUUGAGCAAUAUGAUAGAGAUAAAAGGAAACAUAGUCCAGUCCCAGUAGAAGUAGCUAGGAAAAAGGUCAAAAGAGUAUAUAGUCCGGUGUCUGAUAGUAAAUCCCAUGGGGAACUGAAAAUACAUGUUAGUGAUAGAGGAAGGUGGAUUGAAGGUGAUCAUAAUUUAAGUCCUGUUUCAGAUAAUGCUUAUGAAGAUGAAAGAUACAAUAUUGAAAGAAAAAAAGCUGAUGAUUUUCAGACAAAGGAAGUAGAAUAUGACCAAGCUUCCCUUGAUGGGGCAGAAAUGGUAUCAGAUAGUGAAAGUUAUAUAGGCGAUGUGAGUGAUACGAAGUUAAGAAUUACUGUACGCGAACAAAGUCCUCUUUCACAACAUUCUUCAAGGUAUCAAUCUAGUGGAGUUGGGAAAAGGUCUGAAAGUAAAAGUUACCUGGAUAAAGAAAGAGUUAGUCCAAGUCGCUCUAAUUAUAGUAGAAAUUCUGAGGAAAAAAGAAGUCAGUCUGAUCGCAGCAGGCAUACUGAUAAUUGGCAACAAGAGGGAAGAAAUAGUUCAGAAAGGUGUGAAACUCAUAGACAUUCAAGUGAUCACAGGAGUGAACAUGAUGAUCAAAAACCACAUUUCAAUUUAGUUGUUCCAGAUUUAUGCAGGCCUUUUAACCAGAAAGGAUGUUGUCGAAAUAGUUGUGCAGGUCUCCAUGUCUGUAAGUUCUUCAUAAUUGACCAGUGCAAGUUUGGUGACCACUGCUCAAAAGGCCAUGAUUUGUUUAACAGCCAGUCACUUGGUGUUUUAAGUAAACAAAAUCCUGGAAUAAGACGCAGUAAUGCAACAGCAGAAGAAAUUAAGAAGGUUAUAAAAGAAAGAAUAAUAUCAAAUACCCCUGCUACUAGGCUUACUCACAACCCUUCAAAAGAAGUAUCUCCGAUCAAAGAACCUUUCAAUGAAGUGGUUGCAGCAGAUCCAAGUUUUGAUGCAAGAAAUUAUGCAACUGGAAAUGUUGUAGAUGCUAGAGAAAAAAUAAAUAAGAAAAAAAAUGCUUUUGACUCAAGCAAAGAAAAGAUUGAUAAAUCAAAAACAAAUGUUGACAAAGAACAGGGAAGUACAGGUAGUAAAAAAAGAAAGUCUGAAAAGAAUUCAAAUAAGAAUGACAAUUCAAGUAAAAGUAAAUACAAACUUAAUGAUGAAAAAUUCAAAGAGAAAAAUUUAAAGCAGAAACAAACAGCCCAGAGUGAAAAUGAAAAUAUGCUCAGCCCUGUGUCGGGUGAUGAAGAUGAUUGGGAAAAGUAUGAGAAAUAUGAGCAAGUCUCUGAUGAUGGUAUGUCAGAGAAGGAAGACGGAUUGGACAAUGUGAGCUCAGAUGAGUCUAGUGUUGAGCAGGUACAGGUCAAUAGAGCUGUCAGUAGCUUUCCUCUUCCAACAGCAGAGAACAUUGCUGUUCCUAUAGGAAUGAACGAUCCAUUAGUUUUCAACAGGCCGUUGAAAAAGAACUCUCAGAGCUAUAUAGGACCAAUGAACAGACCUCCGCCCAUGUUCCCUUUAACUGGUGAAAGCAACACACCUUUAUUUCCAGUUGUUCCGCAGAACCAACCAGGGUUUACAGGAAUGUCAAUACCUGCACAACUGCCUAACCUACAUGUACCAAACCAUUUGCCAUCACCUGAUUUCAUGAAUCAAGUGAUUAAAAGCCUUCCACCAUUCAAAAUUGAACCUCCGGAUCAAAAAAAUGUUUUUAAGAAUGACAAUAAUCCUCGUAGUACUGAACUUGAUUUUCCAAAGAAGAAAAUUAAGACAGAUAAAGCAGAGAAAGAACCAGAGUUGAAAGAAACAAUAAAGAAGCUGUGGAAAUUUCCACAUAAAGGAAUAAUCAAUAUGUCCAUUAUUGAGUUUGUGACUGAAACAGAAGCAUACAAGGAAGAAUUUAUUGCAGAGAUUGUUAAGAUUUUAGUAACACUUGAACUGCCUUAUGUUACUAUGAAAAAAUUGUUGUCAGUUAUAAAGGAAAAAGUGUCAAUCAAUGUUAAGUCUGAAGCUGAUAUGCGAAAAAUUCUUGAGAUGUAUCCGAACAAUUUCAAAAUGAUGGAAAUGGUAGACUCAGAUGAUGAAAGUGAUGAUUUGGAGGCAAAGAAAAACGUUCAAAUCAAAGCAAAUAUAGGUGUAGGGUUUUGUGAAAAACAUGGAUUUUUACCAUUUGCUAUAGGGAAGUGUGAAUGUAAUGCACUGCAUUUGUGUAAAUUUUAUUUCUUAAGCGACUGCCCAGUGAAACUGUGCAAAUUUGGACAUAAACUUAAAACGGAUCAUAAUGUAGCAGUGCUAAAGCAGCAUAAGCUGCAUAGACUAACUGGUGAAGAGAUAUUGAAUUUCUUAGCAGACACAGAUAAUAGAAACAAAGAAAUGAUACCAAACAUUUGCAAGUACUACAUCCGAGAAAAAGGCUGUUAUAAGGGAGAUAAUACUGAUUUUGAAACCAUAUGCCAUAGUUUACAUUUAUGUGCAUAUAUUUUAAAAGGAAAGUGCAUGAAUCGUGAGUGUGAUCGCUCCCAUAGUAUUCAUGACAAACAGCCACUAAGUUUACUGAAAAAGUAUGGACUUGAUCCAAAUGAAUUAGGGGAUGAGAAAGUUUUACUGAUGCUUGGAGAGAAAUGUAUAGAUACUGAUAAAGGAAAAAGAGUAAGUGUAGUGAAACAAAGCCAGGGGACAAAAAAUAGUAGAACUACAGAAGUGGCAAAGGACAAUAAAGCAAGCAAAGCAGAUUCUAGAAAGAAUGCCGGUGAAGGUUUGAUUAUAGUGACACAUAGUGAAACAAGACUGUCGUCAAAAUACUUUGUACAAAAUUUCAAAGUACCUGCUGUUUGCAAGUUUUAUCAGAAUGCACUAGGCUGCCGUAAAAAGGAUUGGGGUGCAGCAGGAAAAUGUUUCUUUCUGCAUGUUUGUCAACAUUAUGUGGCGGGUGAUUGUAACUAUGGAGACAAGUGUAAACGAUCACAUGAUCUUUUCUCUGGUCAAGCUGCAGAAAUUCUUGAGAAAUAUAACUUUGACCUUGACAGUCUUACCUCCUCAGAAAUUCUGAGGAGACUGAACAAUAAUUCUGGUGCACCAGUGGAGUUGCCAACAUCUGAAAAAAGUUUAAACAUGGACAAUGAAAACGCAGAAAUCACUAUUGAUAGUGUUGGUGAGCCCGACGAUAUUGAUUUAUCGAAUUUUGAUGUUUCUAAUGCUUUUAUGGAAGUUGAAAAAUCAACAGUGAAAGAAAAGGGUGCUUCUUCUUCUGAAAAAGAAGGAAGACAAGGAGAAAUGAACAAACACAAAGAAACUAGCAGCAGUUCAAAGACUGGUAAGGCCAAGUCUACACCAUUUGCAAGUGGCAAUGUUGAAGAUGUUAUUAAACAUAUUAUGGAACAUAACAAAGUGGAUAAGAAAUAAAGACAAGUGAAGUGUCUCCGGUUCAAUAGAGAAAAUGGCAAUGAGUUUACUUAAGUCUUAAGAUGAAAAUUUAACUGAAAUGGGAAUUUUUUUUGUGUUAAAGAAUAUUUGGUAAGAUUGAAGAAAUACAUGUAGAUUAAAAUGAAUAAUUAGUAUACCGAUAAUUUAUGCAGUUUAAGUCAUUACUAAAAAGUUGAUUACAUCAGUUUGAUUACAUAAGGAAAGCAUAUUAUGCUAAUUUAUGCAAAUGUGAAAUGAAAGUUGUAUUUUGUGAUUGGAUUUUAUUCAAACUUUUUGGAUAUAUAAUCAAUCUCGAAGGUUGAUUACGAUAAGCUGGGAUUGAGAUAACCAUGGGUCUUUUUUAUUAAAACCGAUUUUCAUCAAAGACCAUUAAUUUAUUGGGUAAAGCAAAAAAGCAUGUUGUGUUACAAAUUUAGUAAGACCAAAUGAAGUAUUCUAUGUGGAAAAUGAUGAAGUGUCAUAACUCAGGAUUUGGGAUAAAGCAGUGACAUUUUGUAACAUUAUUUGUUUGCAGCUCUAGUGAAGUGUAUGUAAAGAAUUUACAUGAAUUUCAUAUAUGGAAUAGUUGUAGUGUUAUGUCUAAUCUAUCAGAGUAACAUGUAGAUAAAUUGGAAAUAGUUCAUUUGUGUGCGUUACUGAUAUUGUUGAUAGAGUAACAGAGGACACAGAAAAUUACAUGGAAACUUUCAAAUGAUUGUGUUACAUACAUGUAUUUGUUUAUUAUAUUUUGCUUUAUUUAGUGAUACAUUUUGUUAUUUGCUUAUAGACUUAUAAGCCUAUGGUUUGAUUUUUGUUUGAUUGAGGAAGUUGAGUAUUGAUGCCAUGUGUUUUUUUUAAAUUCAUUAGGAAGAUAGAACUGUUCAUUUAGUGAUUUACCCUCCAAAAUGGAGAGAGACUGCUUUUCCUCGGUAAUGCAGAAAACAAUUUUAUAUUGCUUUGGAAUUGCUUUGGAAUACAUAACAUUGUACAUCAGUUAAACAUUAAGUUUACAGCAAAAAGAACUAAACAUUGUAUAGAUUAAUGAAAUCAUUACUUUAAAAGCGACCGAAGGGGAAUGUGAUUUUUUCUACAUUAUUAAGAGUUGGUUAUAGUGGCAUUAAUAGAAUCUGUUUUGAAAAUUUGAUUUUAUGAACUUCUUUUUAUUUACCAAGUACUUAUAAAUAUUGAUUAAAAUAAAUAUGUUUUAUAAACAUGAUAAAUGUAAAAGUAAGUGCUAAAUACAUAUGAUGUCAAAUUCUUUUCCAAAGAUGCCGAUUCAUUUAUUUUCAGUUUAUUGUAUAUAUAUUAUUCCAGGUACUCUGAACUUAUCUAACAUAAUUUUGAGAGAUUUAUCACAAAUUCUUUCAAUAAACCAACCAACCGAUAAAAAAUCUGGCUGGUAUAGUUUACUCCUGUGUAAAUUUUCUUUUGGUUCCUAAGUUUAUAAAAUUCAUGAAUAUGUUACAUUUGUAAAUAAUGAUGUUAUUUUGGCACCAGCAGAGUUUUAUUACAUGUAUAAAUCAUAGGCAUACAUGUGCCCAUUGCACACAAACGAUUUGCAUUUUGAUAACUUUUUUGUGUGUGUAGAAUUUGAAUAAAUUGAUGAAUAUAUAUUUCUAUUAUACCAGUGAUUUAGAAAUAGGCAGUCUAAGAGUUAAUGUUUUUAAAUGAAAUUAGAUAAAAGAAUUUGUAGGACGAUUUAUCUGAUUUACUUUUUGAAAUUUAUAACAUAUAUUUAUUUUCAGUUUUGGCAGACCAUAUUUUUACAGCAUAUAUUUUGAAUAUUUUUUCAAAAAUAAUUUUUGGCAGUAGAAAAUAAUGUCUGUGUUGUCAUAUUUUAUAUUUUAGAAUUAUGAUCUGAACCAUUGGCAUAUUACGAAUCUUUUGCCCGCUAUUACCGUGUGUUUGAAUCCCACCUGAGAUUUCUGGGUCUGUCACUGUGUUGAAGCUAUUCAACAGGCUUAGGAAAAGCGACUGGCUCUGCUCAGUUGGUCAGACGUACUCGUAAAAUAUAUAUCAGAUGAUGGCGUGUGCCUGAAAUUUUUUCUUUAUGACAUGAAUUUUCAAUGCAGGUUAAUUUUGAUUUGACACAACAACACCAAAAAAUAUCGUGAUGUGCCAUCUGUUGGAAUCAGUAUGUAAUGCAUGUCUGUUAGAUAGUAUUUUUAUGCCCCCCCCCCCCUUCGAUGAUGAGGGGGUUUAUUGUCGGUCAGUCUGUCUGUUGAUCUGUCUGUCUGUUUGUCUGUCCGUCGGUAGACCACAUGGUUUCCGCUGAUUAUCUUGAAAACUAUUUAUCACAGUCUUCAUAUCUCACAUAUUGAUUGGUCAUAACUAGUAGAUGACCCCCAUUGAUUUUGGGGUCACCAGGUCAAAGAUCAAGGUCCUUGAAUGGUAGUAUGAUUUCAACUCAUGAUCUUGAAUGAUAAUUAUCACAAAGUCUUCAUAUUUCACAUAGUGAUUGGUAAUAACCAGCAAUUGACCCUUAUUGCCUUUGGGGUCAUUAGUUCAAAGGUCACGGUCACAGGCGCUUUAAAUGUCAAUGUUUUCCGCUUAUUAUCUUGAAAACAAUUUAUCAUAAAGUUUUCAUUUUUCACAUACUUAUUGGCUAUAACUAGUAAGUGACCCUAGUAAGUGAUUUUGAUGUCACUUGAUCGAAGGUCAAGGCCACAGGGUUCUUGAAUGUUAAUUUGGUUUCCGCUUAUUAUCUUGAAGCUAUCUAUUACAAAGUCUACAUAUUUCUAAAAUUGAUUGGUCAUAACUAUAAGAUAACCCCUAUUGAUUUUGGUUCACUAGUUCAAAGGUGAAGGUCACAGGGGCCUAAUUGUCAGAAUGGUUUCGCUCAUUAUCUUGAAAACUAUUUAUUAGAAAGUCUUCAUUAUUUUUCUUUUUUCCAUAAUUGAACACUUCCAUGUACCAAUUUAUGGCAAGUUUCUAUAACAAAAUUACCAAUAAUGUGAGUCAAUGGCUAGAAAGGGGGGCAUAUGUGUUGUUCGACAUUUCUUGUUUUUAUUGUGAAUCCAUAUGUUAUAUUGAAGCAUUUAAAGCAGGGUUUGCUUUAUAACUGCCUUUGCAUUUUAAAUAUUUGCCUUUUCAUACUAAUUUUGUCAUAAUGAAUCUAUCAGGCUUAUAAUUUGGAACUGCUCAUUCUUCAGAGGUUUUAAUUUUUAAAAAAAUCAAUAUCGAUCUUUGUUGCUUGACACACAGUUUGCAAUUAUAAGGCAUUAUGAACAUGUUUUAAUUAAGUUCUUAACUCCUAUAAUGAUUACACUUUCAGGUAAUUUGAAAAUUUUUGUAAAUAUUUGAGUUCUUUGUUUAAAAUGUGCAAGAGAUGUAACUGUUUUAAGGGCUUGGGUGUCUUUGGUUUGUUGUUAAUGAUCAGUGUUAGAGUAUUUGCUUCAAUAUCCCCUUGUUUGAUUAUACACUUAUAUGAUGAAGAAUUCAAUGGAAGAGUAGAGAAUUUACUCGCUUCAAGACGAUCUUAGACGGACGGGGGUCAUAAUUAUGACUUAAAAUUGGUUUAUUUUAGAUCUUCCAGUGGCAAGAGCUGAAGAUUUUCUAGUAGGAUUGCAAUAUUAAAAAGUUCUUGCCAUUGCCAUUUUUACAUAAGAUUACUCAGCUGUUUAUCUUUAUUUGAUGUACAAAAAUCAGAGUAUGUGUGCGUAUCAGGGUAGGUCGGAGGGGGCGGGGGUUGUAGGUGGGUUCUUCUAAUUUUGAGGGUCAAAGAUGUUAACCUACCAGCUAAAUUCUAUUUGAUAAUUCUGAUAUUGUAGAAGGCCAUAGAAUUCAAAGCAUAUCAUUUUUUCCCACUUUAAAUGAUAAUUUUAUGUACAACUGAAGAUAAAUUUAAAAGAAUAUUUUGCUCUCAUUCUUACUUCUAUACUUUACAUUUUUACAGUUGUUUAUGUAUUGUAUAAGAAUAACCAAACACUUUCAAGUGUACAUAUUUUAUGUAGACAGUGACAGUAAUUGAAGUGAGUUAGAAUAGCCAUUGAAAAUAAAACUGUAAAUAAUAAAA